Quercus lobata is the source of this 510-nucleotide messenger RNA. Its product is annotated as exopolygalacturonase-like. Gene Ontology annotation, molecular function: polygalacturonase activity. The record is from RefSeq and is a predicted model, not a curated record. Bases 1 to 510 code for a protein of 169 amino acids. Gene Ontology annotation, biological process: carbohydrate metabolic process. NCBI's taxonomy places the organism in Eukaryota, Viridiplantae, Streptophyta, Magnoliopsida, Fagales, Fagaceae. The transcript is spliced from 2 exons.
AUGGGUUCAAUAUCAGUUUUUCGUUGUGUUUACUUGGUGUUCUUAUUAGCAUUCAUUUCUGAAGUUGGGUUUGGAAAAAUGGUUUUUAAUGUGAUGAAUGAUGGUGCUAUUGCAGAUGGAAUUACUGAUAACAGUAAGGUUUUUGAAAAUGUAUUUAACAAAGCUUGUCAAUCUGAAGGAAGGAAUCUUAUGUUGAUCCCACGAGGAACAUAUAUGCUGGGGCCUAUAGUGUUGAAAGAACCAUGCAAGGGUCAAGUGGAAAUUCAGAUCAUAGGGACCCUAAAAGCUCUUACAAACAAAGUAUCCACAAUUAAUGUUAACCAUUGGAUCACCUUUCAAUACAUAGACCGGUUGGUACUCAGGGGUGGUGGGAAAUUGGAUGGCCAAGGUGCCUCUGCCUGGGAUGACAAUACUUGCAUUAAAAAUCCAAAUUGCAAAGCUCUUCCCAUUGUAAGUUAUUAUUUCAACAAAUCCAUCUUAAAUUGGGCUAAAAAAUGGAGUAGCCCAUGA